AUGUCUGAAGCCACGUGUGUUACUCGGAGACGGUAUUUUUCCAUGCCCUGGACUUCUAUUCCGGAUUUGUCACCCAUGGGAAUCCAAACUACCUCCCAGUUUGUCGAAAAGUACCACCAUAUUAUUGCUUCCUCAAAGGAGCGUCGAAAAAGAACCGGAAAGCCAAUAAAAGAGCGAUGGCUACUAACCCGGAAGACUUGGCGUUACAUGGCGGACGCAGGUCGCCGUUUGAUCCCCGACGGAGCGCACAAUCGGCCGGAGGACAUCCCAAAGAUCGAGCAGUACUUCCAGGAAGUCUGCCAAAAGGAGCCAAAGUUCCUCCUCUGGAGAAAGUCGUCCUACCCCGGAACACUGGGGUUUCGAACCCACCGAAAUCGGCGUCUAGUAAAAGGCGGGAGUUGCCGAACAAAGGCGAGUUCCGCUGACGAGGCCGACGACUCCCAAAGGUCUUCCGUAGGGCAAGUCUGCUUGCCUUCUUAUCCCGCCACUUCUGGAGGGAGGUUCGACAUCUCCAAAACUAAGCGGGAUUGGCUGCUGUCCAGCGGCAGCACUCCUUCGACUCCCGUCGCAAGGCGGCGAGUUCCUGCGGAAGAUAUUGAGACCAAGGUUCUGGCAGAUAUGCUCCAGAAGUACCUGAACUUCCACUCAGAUGCUGGAGCAGGAACUGGAGAAGCAGCACCUGGAGGAGUAACUGGAGCUUCCUCUAAAUUAGGAGAAAUUGGGAAGCACGGAGAAGGAAAAGGAAGCGCUUUUGACUAUGAAAGCCUCAUCCAGAAGCUCCAGCAGCAUUUGGACCUAAUAAUGGCUCAAGGGAAGGAACCUCCAGCAGAAUCAACAAAAAGCAGCUCUGGAGAAGGCCCUAUGCUGCCCUAUCGCGGAGAUUACGUCCACAAAUCCUUGAUAGACACUUUGAGCAGGCAUUAUGCCAAAUCUUCUAAUAGGGAGCACGUUAUUUCUGGAAUUCUCACCGAUAGGAAGCUCCUGGAGAAGCUCUACUUCGACCUGAGGUGCACCAGGGGCUUCAGGGGGCUCAGGACUACUGGAGCCUACACUUCGCCGCCCCAUUGGUGGAACCCCAGGAGCAGGUUCAACAAAGACGGAACCGAUUCUGGAAAUGAUUGGCUGCCCAGAAGGGAAGUAGGUUCUCCGCCCCCGCUAAUCGCGCUUCAGGUUCCGAGCACUGAACGGGGCAUUGUUUCGGUUGAUGUGGUGGUCCAGACUGAACCUGUGGCCAAGCACGUCCUGGAGGCCUUGUCUGAUAAGGAAAAAGAAGAGUCCAGUCAGAGAGACAGUGGGAAGAGCUCUAGAAGACGGAGCAGUGUUGAUAUUGAUGAUGUCUCUCCCUCAGUGAGCGAUACGAUCAAAAGGUACCUCAGGAUGGCCAGGAAGAAGUCAAUUGACGCUGACAAAGCCGACAGGUUCAAGAGGGUUAAUUAUGACAGGAACCUCAGGAAUAUUAAGGCUAAGGGGGAAAUUACCAAGCCUGGAGACGAUUCAGGGAAUAAUAAAGGCUGUCAGACGGAAGAGAACUGGGUUGGGGCUUACAAGGGCGCGUUGUCGGAAACUGCGGACAAUUUUUCGGAUGCGGAUACUACUUCUCCGGUGAGCAGGAACGCCAGUUCCAGGAGUAGUAUUGACGCCGGACUCGGCUCCGAGGAGACUCCUAAUACUCCCAAACACCACCAAUCCUUCCUAUCGCAAUUGUUACACGGGUCCCAUCCCCAUAAAGAGAAACCUCAUUCCGCUCCAGGGUCUCCCGCUCUCACUGCUAACAAUUCUACAGGUGGAGCGGCCAUGCAGAAGAGCAAGUCUUCCAGCAGUGUUGUUCAUCAUGGAAGCAGGCUUGUGGCUAAGAAAAUAUGGAGGUCCAGGAGCAAGUCCACUUCUAGGGCCGUACCUUCUGUAUGGACUCCUCAGGGUAAGUGCACGUGGGCUGGAACAAGUGGACGUCGAGUAACUCUCCAAGAUGUUCCUUUGAGGGUGCUCUCGGAAGUUGAAAGAAAGGUCCUUUGCAGAGUUGCCGUUGCUAAACUUCAAGCACUCAAUCUUGGAGUUCACAUCAGGCCGCCGAGUGAAUCCCUGGGAAGUGCAUCUGUUACAAGUAAACCGAAGCGAAGGGCUUAUUUGCUAAAGAGGAAAGCACUAACCACUGGAUUCUUCGAAAACAAGACCAAGGAAGAUAAAGACAAAGAUUCAGCUGGUGGUCUUGUAUUUGGAAUUCCAAUAUCGCAAUGCCUCGAGAACGACCGACUGGCUAGGAUCGGCGCUGGGGAGGUUGCUGACGUCGGGUGCUUAUCUAGAAACAGCAGACACGGUAGUAGAACUAGCUUUACCAGCCUCAUUGACACACACACUGCUGCCUCGAAAACAGAUGAGGGCGGCUCCUGCGAGUCUCUGUCGUCGAAGGGAGGAGCACUGGCUGGUAGCGAUUCCGGUGGCCCAGAAUUGAGCGAUAGCGGAGGCGGACCACCUGGCGAAUGGGAUGCAGUGCCCGCGAUCGUUAGACAAUGCAUCAAACAUCUCGAGCUGACGGGGUUGAGAACGUUAGGAAUUUUUCGGGUUUCGCCAUCCAAGAAGCGGGUCAGACAACUUAGAGAAAAUUUUGAUUGCGGAAGAGAUGCUAAAAUAGAUGCUGAUCAAUGUCCUCACGAUGUAGCAACCCUUCUUAAAGAGUAUUUCCGCGAUUUACCGGACCCACUGCUUUGCCGAGACCUUUAUCAAGCCUUCGUUCACACUCAGAAAAUACGAAACAGACGGCUUCAACAAGAGGCGCUCCAGCACCUUAUUCAGCUACUACCAACACCGAAUAGAGAAACUCUUUGGGCCUUGCUGAGCUUCUUAACUGAAGUCGCUGCCAACAGCGAGGACGUCAGAGACGAAACCGGAGAAUGGAUUCCCGGGAAUAAAAUGGAUCUCACUAAUCUAGCUACAGUAUUUGCACCGAACAUCCUUCACUGCGUGAAACCCGGACAAACAAGAUCAGAAGUGUCGGUAGAGCGAGCAGAAGAGCGUAUCGACGUGAUUAAUGUCGUCCGUGCAUUGCUGGAGAACUCAGCAACUCUGUUUACAAUCCCAGCUGCUCUUCUAGAUGAGCUUUAUCUCCACAUGAUGGAUACUCACCCUGCAGAUCUUGACCUUGCGCUCUCACGACGUGCCGAAGAGCAAUGCAACGACGAAGUGGACCCCUGCAGCGAAGCGGAGACUUUUUCAGUAGACGAAGCUCUUGGAGGAAUAAUUUCCACCGCUCAAACGGCCAAGAAAGUCUGGUCCCGGGAGCAGUGUCUCCACCAGACGGCUGGAAUCGGAGGAGACAUCGGACCGAAGCCGCGAAGGCCCAAACGGCCCAGCAACAGAAGGAAAGAAGAAGGCAGGAGCAAUAGUGUGGACAGUGGAUCCAGUGAGGACCCCGCGGACCCUAGACGCAAGUCCUCUCCGAUGAUCAUCACUGCAAGCCUCACUAUUCCCAUGACCGGAGCCUUCACUCUGAAUCUCGACGAUCCCGACAUCCCUUUCAUCGAGGAACAGCCUAAACCUUCGGUGCCUCCUAGGCGACAGCGGCAGCGCUCAAUAUCCGGGUGCAGCGAAGGUGGCAGACAUGGAAGCGACAGUGCUGUGGGUUCAUCAGCGACUUUGUCUGGAGAUCAGCCGCCAAGCUCGCCCCCGUCUUGGGCCUCUUCUCCUCCAGCUAGUCCUGACAGCACGGUUACUGCUGUUUCUUACAUCCCGGAUCAGCAGGCUGUUUUGCAGAGGGUUUCCUUCACUACUUCCAGCGAAGUCAGGCAGAUUUCUAGAUCCGUCAGCCAGGAAGCCUCUAAAGCUGUUAUUUCACCCGCUUACACGCCUAGUAUCACCAGUAUCGGUGGCGCUGUCUUAAGGUCCAAAACUGCUGAUAUAGAAAGAAUGCUCCACAUUUCGCAAGACAAGUCUUCAAAAACAAGCACCAUCUCGACGAACGUAACAACUACUACCUCUUCAACGGGCAGCGACAGCAAGAAGUACACCAAAAGAAGGUACACCGACUCCAGGCACCAGACCAGGCACAUCCCCGACGCGGAAAGUCUUGCAGGUAAAUCCAAUUCCGUGAUAACUUCAGUUUCCUCGAUCUCGAGCUCUUCUGUCGGGUCUAUCAGCAACUCUUCCUCCGGACAGCAGCGGAACUCAGUGGCUGCUCCAGUUUGGAAACGCCGCGAGAUAAUAUCCUCAGUGCCCUCCAAACAACGGCAAAACUUCUUUUAA
This is a messenger RNA of Cotesia congregata, 4236 nucleotides long. NCBI's taxonomy places the organism in Eukaryota, Metazoa, Arthropoda, Insecta, Hymenoptera, Braconidae. The record is from the annotation of a GenBank genome assembly.